GCAGUUGGCCGCACGUUGUCGUCGUAGUUGAUCGUGUGUAGGUCUUAUUGACGCGUGCACGCAUUGCUCCGCGAAUAUACUCACGUACUUUUUCAUUCACUUCGCAUUUAUAUUAAUCAGGUUUAAAUGCAUAGCAAAAUAUAAACAUUACCCUUAGCGAAGGAUUGGUUUGUGAACUUCACAAGAAUGUGGAUUUCAGACGACGCUUCAGAAAUUUCUAAGCAAUUAUCCUGUGAUGAGUGACAUUGUGGACGCUAGGCAGAGUAGCUGUGCCACUUUACAAUGAGCAGACAUUGAGUACGUGGCAACCGACAAUGCGCAGACGCUGAGCGCAAAGUGGUACGCGAUGGACCUCGGACAGACAGUGCGUGUCCAGGCGCGCAGCCGCUGAUUAGGAGGCAGUGAGCAGUGAGCAGCAAGGACUUGUGCGGCUGCGAUGGACGACCCGGAGCGCAUAGCUCGCGACUACGCCGCCUGUGAGCUGCGCAACAACCUCACGCGCCGCCCGACUGGGCUGUAUUGCGAAGGCACUUUCGACACUUGGCUGUGCUGGCCUCACACCGCCGCCAACAGCACGGUCUACGAGCACUGCCCCGAGUUCGUGCACGGCUUCAGCCCCGAACUGUUCGCCCAUAAAGAGUGCACGGAAAACGGAACAUGGUUCACACAUCCAUUGACCGGCAUGCCCUGGUCCAACUACACCACGUGCGUGAAACCCGAAGACGACGUGAGCGAGAUCAUCACGGUGUACGAGGUGGGCUACAGCGUGUCGCUCGUCGCCUUGCUCCUUUCCCUCGCCAUACUCUUCUACUUUAAAAGUCUCAGGUGCGCGCGCAUCACCGUCCACAUGAAUCUGUUCGCGUCGUUCGCCGCCAACAACGCGACAUGGCUGCUGUGGUACGGCCUGGUGACCCGCGCGCCCGACACGCUGGCCGCCUCGCCCGCCUGGUGCCGCGCGCUCAACGUCGCGCUGCAGUACGUGCUGCUCACCAAUUACACGUGGAUGUUGUGCGAGGGCUUGUAUCUGCACACGGUGCUCGUCAGCGCCUUCGUGUCCGAACGCCGGCUGGUGCGCGCGCUACUGGCGGCGGGCUGGCUGCUGCCCGUGCCGCCCGCGCUCAUCUACGCCGCGCGCCGCGCCGCCGCCGACGACCAGCUCUGUUGGAUGGACGACGGACCCCCGCGCCCCGAGCUGGCGGUGCUGGUGUGUGUCACCGUAGUGCUCAACCUCGCCUUUCUGUGCAACAUCGUGCGCGUGCUGUGCACGAAGCUGCGCGCGGGCGGCGGCGCGGGCGGCGCGGCGAGACCCUCGGCCACGGCGCUGCACGCGUUGCGCGCCACCUGCCUGCUGGCGCCGCUGCUCGGCCUGCAGUACUUGCUCACCCCCUUCCGGCCAGACCGCUCGGCGAGCUGGUGGCUCGCGUACGAAUACGUCUCGGCGCUCACCAUCUCGCUGCAGGGCCUGUGCGUCGCCGUGCUCUACUGCUUUUGCAACGGCGAGGUGCUGGCGCAGCUCCGACGUCGCUGGCGGGUGUUGACGUUUCGACCGCGAGCCAACUCGACUACCAACACAACUCGUGACAUAGUGCACGACUACGAAUAA
Molecule: messenger RNA, 1603 nt
Organism: Papilio xuthus (Asian swallowtail)
Lineage: Eukaryota; Metazoa; Arthropoda; Insecta; Lepidoptera; Papilionidae
Gene: Dh31-R
Product: Diuretic hormone 31 Receptor
Exons: 7
Coding region: 437-1603 (388 amino acids)
Biological process (GO): adenylate cyclase-modulating G protein-coupled receptor signaling pathway; cell surface receptor signaling pathway
Cellular component (GO): plasma membrane
Molecular function (GO): G protein-coupled peptide receptor activity
Source: RefSeq, a predicted model, not a curated record